AUGGAUAACCCAGACCCGCCUGUAACUGAUAAUCAAGAUCCACCUGUGGCUGAUAACCCAGACCCACCUGUCAUUGUGUUAGAUAACCCAGACCCACCUGCCAUUGUGUUAAAUAACCCAGACCUACCUGUACAAAAUCAUCAACACGUUCCUGUCAAUGAUAAUAAUGUGCAAACAGACAAUCCUAUUGAACAACCUUUAGAAAACUUAAUAGGAAUUGGUGCUGAUAUCGUCCCAGAUGGGGCCGGUGAAACUCUUAAUAACAUUGUUGUGGAAGAUGACAUUCUACCUAGAGACAGUAUAUCUCAAGUGAAAUCCAAUGUGCGCAGUACCGCAUCAUCUAGUCUUUCUAAGAUAAAAUACAAAGAGAAGAAAAGAGAAAUAGAACUACAGAAUGAAUUGAAGAAUUUGGUGGAGAAAAACAGAAUGGAAGAUGAAAGGCACGUUAUAGAAAGUAGAUUACAGGUAGAGAAAGCUGAGGAAGAAAUAAGACAGGCCUCAGAAAGAGCUGUGCGUUUGAGACGUCAUCAGGAAUUACAGGACAGACUACGUGAAAUUGCCAGGAAAGAGGAACAGUUAAAAAUACAAUCUCAACUUUCAGUUGCUGCAGAAUUAAAUCGGAUUUAUGUUGAUAGUGAAAUAAGUUUUAAACCUCAACAUUCUAAAGCUGCUAUGGUGACAGAACCAAAAGUGACUAUUAAACCUAAUAUAGGAAUUCCUGUGAACAAUCAAUAUGAUUCUUCUACGGAUAAUAUUCAAAGUGUAAAUCCUGUUAGAGUUCCUUGUGAAUCUGUAGUUAACAUUCAAAGUAAAUCUACGAACAAUCCUACUAGUAGUGAAGAGAACCAGAUUACUUCUAUUCUUAAUAGAACAACAGCGUGA
Molecule: messenger RNA, 882 nt
Organism: Lottia gigantea (owl limpet)
Lineage: Eukaryota; Metazoa; Mollusca; Gastropoda; Lottiidae
Exons: 1
Coding region: 1-882 (293 amino acids)
Source: RefSeq, a predicted model, not a curated record